This is a messenger RNA of Diatraea saccharalis (sugarcane borer), 1293 nucleotides long. The record is from the annotation of a GenBank genome assembly. Lineage: Eukaryota; Metazoa; Arthropoda; Insecta; Lepidoptera; Crambidae.
AUGCCUAAAGGAAGGAAAAAAUACUCAAAAUACGAAAACUACAGAACGGAGCAACCUGCUUCUUCUGAUGAGGAUGCCGGAAUUGACAUGACCAAUGACAACUGUUCUGAGAUAUCCAUGCAGUCUGACUCUAGGAGUAAUCAUGAAGAAGGUAUCGAAAGUGAAACUGAAAAGUUCGAGGACAAGGUCAUGGAGAUCAUCGAUAGUUUGAGCGCGCGCGCCGCUCAAGCUCGCGCUGCGGCGCUAGUGUCGCUGAAGAACGCUUUGCAGCGGCGUUGCGUAGGAUCUCUGUUCGCCAACCAGCGCGCUACACUCGCCGACAUCAUAUCGCGCAUGAUACGCCGCGGCCGGGAAGCUGAACGUAAAGCAGCGGCUGCUGUCGCUCCAAUACUCGCGCUUCAGAUCGGCGAAGAGGGUUCAGAAGAAUUCAUGUCAGAGGUCCGACCGGCAUUGGCCGCCGCAGCUGUAGAUCGUUCCGCCGCCAUCGACACGCGCACUGAGUGCUGCUCAUCUCUGGCCGUGCUGUGCUACCUGUUCGAGGAGGACAUAAGCGAAAUUUUGGAGAUCAUGAAGAUGUACGAAACCAUUUUCAGCGGCAGCUACCCAAAAGGCGACGGCAGCGUGAAGGUGUCGGGCGCGGCGGUGGAGGAGGCGGCGCUGCACGCGGGCGCGCUGGACGGCUGGGCGCUGCUGCUGGCGCUGCUGGCGCGGCCGCACGCGCGCGCGCUGCUGCACGCCGCGCCGCCCGCCGUGCCGCGCCUCGCCGCGCUGCUGGAGGCGCACGGCCUGGAGGUCCGCAUGGCGGCGGGAGGUGCCCUGGCGAUAGUGCACGAGCGUAUAACGGACCCCGAGGAGUCGACGGUGGCCCCUUACGUGGAACAGGUGCUGCCGCUGCUGGAGCAACUGGCCCGAGACUCGCACAAGUACAGAGCCAAACGGGACCGUAAAGUGCAACGGGCCACCUUCAGGGAUAUACUCAAGUAUUUCGAGGAGGAGGAGGUGCCGGAGCUGAGCGUGCGCGUGGGCGCGGAGGCGGUGGUGUGCGACACGUGGGGCGCGCGCGCGGCGUACGGCGCGCUGGCGGGCGCGCUGGGCGGGGGGCUGGCCGCGCUGGCCCCGCGCGCGCCCGCGCUGCGCCGCGCGCUGCAGCUGCCCGCCGCGCCGCCCGCGCCGCCGCCGCAGCGCCGCCACAACAAGCUGCAGCGGCACUUGCAGAACAGCGCGGCGUCCAAGGCGCGUACAGUCGCACGCAACAAGAGCCGCGACAAACGAUCCGCCGCACUCGCCAUAUGA